This is a messenger RNA of Dentiscutata erythropus, 453 nucleotides long. Lineage: Eukaryota; Fungi; Glomeromycota; Glomeromycetes; Diversisporales; Gigasporaceae. The record is from the annotation of a GenBank genome assembly.
AAAACCAAAAAACAAAAUGAUAAUUGGGAUAAUAUUUGCGAAAAAGUUGAGUCUUGGUCAACAAAGUCAACGGACGAUAAAGAAGAAUCUUUUGAAACCACCUUACCGACUGUUGAAUUUGAUAAUCAAUUCUCUGUUCUUGAAUUAAAAUUUUAUACAAGAUAUGAAGAAUACGUUGAAGAUGUGAGAAGAAAAGAUACUGAGAAAUAUGAAAAAUUCAAGAUGUAUUUCUCAUUUUUGGAUGCAUAUAUCCGUAGUUACCAUAAUCUGUUUCAUGAUGCGAUAUGGUAUUACAGAAAAGCAGGUGCAUUUGAUUUAUUGCUGUGGAGAAGAAAGCAAUAUGAGGAGGAUUUUGAGUAUACGAUAGGAGUUUUAAACAAGAAUUUUAGUUAUAUUUACCUCUUAAGUUAUGAUGAUCUGUUAGAAUACGCUGAAAAUAAUCUUGUAUUUUAA